UUCAAUACUGUCUGUUUUUUUUAUACUUUUAUAAUCAUGCAUAGAACUGCAGCAUUACCUGACUUAAUAUUUACUGACAUUCAUGUAAAUAAUAUUGAAAAUAUGCAAUGAACCAAAGCGUUUAUUUGAAAAUGAAAUGAUAUCUAAAAUAAUAAAAAUAAAAAGAUGGAUGACCCUCCUGUAGGUCAGGUGCGUAAAAACAAACCGUUCGUCAAGCUCAGCAUGUUUAUCAGCCCGGCACUAACAGGAAACUCACAAUAGUCUCAAUGGGAGCCGGUGUUUCAGUGUUUGUAGCUCCCCUCAGAUAUUCUGUUUAUUAAUAGGAGCCUGUCGACACACAAGGUAAAUCCCUCUAAUAUGUUUAUUUUUCUUUGAGGUGUAUUUCAAUUUGCGCUGCUUCGAAACGGUGGAAGAGCUUUUACAAUGCAGGUUACACCGGAAGUCCUCUUUAGAUUGUCUCUAACGUGACGUCUAAGUGCAUCCUCGGCUAGUGUCUCUGGGAUGCUGAGCGGGCAGGCGGGGCCGUGUUUGCUUGCAGAGCCCUGCCGUGGAGUGAUGUAGCAGGACGCACGGACACAGAGGACACAGAGACGCGGAGAGGACGUCUGUUAGAAAAAGAAAAACCUCAAAACAAAGUCGUUCAGUUCUGCAGCUGUGUUCCCUGAAAGCGCGAUGGGUUUCCACACGAAGCAAAUUUAACGCCAAAGACAGCAUCGCAUCCCUCCGUGAAGCUCGGACAUCUUGGUUCACUGACAGCACAGAGUGGACUAACGUCUCCCCCCUGUCCGAGCCGCGGGACACCGUGCUGUAGCGGAGCUGUGAGCUCGGCUCACCAUGGCGUGGCCCUGCAUCAGCAGGGCGUGCUGCAUGGCCCGCUUCUGGAACCAGCUGGACAAGGCUGACAUUGCGGUGCCUUUGGUCUUCUCCAAAUACACGGACGUCUCCGAGAUGCAGCACAUCCAGCUGCAGCCGCAGCUACAUCCUCCCCAGGCCCGAGUUGCUAUAGAAACGCAGCCGUCUCGCGCAGAAAGCCGCGCCGUUCCGACUGCACGCGCGCCGCGAAGGUGCGUCUCCGAGGAGCGCGUGUGCAGCUCUGUGAUGCGCGAGGACUUUAAGCACUGGAAAGUGCGUCCCGAACCGAGCUGUAAGCCCAAGAACCAGUACCACGAACCGGAAACACCGUUCAACAGUGAGACCCAGUACCAGAAGGACUUCAAGCCCUGGCCCAUCCCGAAGAGGUACGAUCACCCCUGGAUACCCAAACCGCCUCCGAGCGCCUCCGCGGGAGAAGAUCGCACACCGGCUAGGUCCAAGUACCCAAAAAAGCACGUGGUGGUGGCGGAGGCGGACAGCGGCGUUGAAAAAAGCGCUAUAGCCGACAAGGUCCAGGAGAAGGACCUGCUCCAGGGCCAGGAGAGGAAAAAGCGCGUCAGCAAGAAGGAGGGGGAGAAGAAAGUGGUCCUGAAGGGGGAUGGAGAGGGCAGAGGGAGGGCGGCGGACGCCGUGAACAAACAGAUCAAAGAGGAGAUUUCAGGCGGCAGCUCCUACAAAACUGAAUUCAAAGCGUACAGAGACGUGAAGCCAGUAAAGAUGAUACGGGCCAAGUCCCAGUACCUGCCACCGGAUGAAAAGACGAGCUUGGAAACCAGCUACAGCGCGACCUUCAAGGCCCAGUUCCCGCUGCAGCCUGCUGACAACAAGGCCGUGGAGAGGAGGAGGAUACGCAGUUUGUACAGUGAGCCUUACAUAGACCCCGGCAAACAGGUUGACAGGUAUAGUCUCCCUCGCUCUAAAUCCAAAAAGUCUGGAGCCACAGCAGCAGGCCAGAGCAAGCCAGCGAAGAAACCCAAAGAUAAGCAGAGCACUGUGCUGAGGGGCUCCAAGAAGGCGACCUCAGAGAACCAGCCCGAGAACCGGCCUUCGGUGGGGGACAAGGAGAAAAGUAAAGAGAUGAACAACAAACUGGCUGAGGCAAAAGAGGUUGUGCUAAAACAGUACCACUACAUACAACUCUGCCAGCCAAUCCGAGAUAUUGGCUGGGUGCAGACUCUAAAGCAACACCUGUGGGGCUGUGCACUUCCCAAUCCCAGAGAUGCUAAAGACGAGGUUCUCCGACCCAGUAAUCAUCAUUCCCAGGAUGCUGCUGGAGGAGAACCACAACCACCGCUGGAUAGACCCGGACCUCGGAGAGGUGGCGGCGUCGUACGCUUUGCCCUAGAUAUGAACCAGACUGAGUAAUUCUGCCAGGACUGAGGCAGAUACAUCUUUAUGCAGAGACUGCUGCUCUGUACUGUAAAUAUCUAGUAUUUAAGUUGGACUAGAAAGAAAGAGGUGAAUCUCACCAAACAACAAAAAAAUCUAUUAAUACAAAUAAAAAUACAUUGCUAUCCA
Maylandia zebra (zebra mbuna) is the source of this 2391-nucleotide messenger RNA. It is a transcript of the gene map6a, whose product is annotated as microtubule-associated protein 6a. Gene Ontology annotation, biological process: microtubule cytoskeleton organization; cytoskeleton-dependent intracellular transport; regulation of microtubule cytoskeleton organization. The record is from RefSeq and is a predicted model, not a curated record. Lineage: Eukaryota; Metazoa; Chordata; Actinopteri; Cichliformes; Cichlidae. Gene Ontology annotation, cellular component: Golgi-associated vesicle; cis-Golgi network; microtubule. Gene Ontology annotation, molecular function: calmodulin binding; microtubule binding.